CGGCGGCAGCGCUGCCGCUCCUCCGUCCUGCGCUCCCUGGUUGGGUUUCCCCGGCGAUGGGAGGCUCAGCCCCAGCCCCAGCGCCCGCCCCGGCGCCUGCCCAGAGCUCCCGACGGGCAGGUGGAUGCGAUCGAGCUCCCCCGCCCGCCCCCCGGCAGCCACAGCCCCCCCUUCCCCAUCGGUCCCGCCGCGGGGAGGCAGCUCUGCAUCAUCACCAUCAUCAUCACCACCAUCAGCGCCGGGGGUUGAUCGGUUUGAUCCCUCUUCUCCCCUCGCCCGACACAGCGGAGCCGCAGCCGGGAGGACGCGGAGCCGGCGGCCGGCGGCAGGGAGAGGCUGAGCCAUGGCCGAAGGGGAGAUCACCACCUUCACCGCCCUGACUGAGAAGUUCAACCUUCCCCUGGGGAACUACAAGAAGCCCAAGCUCCUGUACUGCAGCAACGGCGGCCACUUCCUGCGCAUCCUCCCAGACGGCAAAGUGGAUGGGACCAGGGACCGGAGCGACCAGCACAUUCAGCUCCAGCUGAGCGCGGAAAGCGUGGGAGAGGUGUAUAUAAAGAGCACCCAGUCUGGGCAGUACCUGGCGAUGGACACCAACGGGCUGCUCUACGGCUCGUUACUGGGUGAGGAGUGCCUGUUCCUAGAAAGGAUUGAAGAAAACCAUUACAACACGUACGUCUCCAAAAAGCACGCGGAUAAGAACUGGUUCGUAGGUCUGAAGAAGAACGGGAACAGCAAGCUGGGGCCGCGGACUCACUACGGCCAGAAGGCGAUCCUCUUCCUCCCACUGCCCGUCUCGCCCGACUAAGCACUGUCCCAGAGGCUCAGAGAUGACCCUGAACCCCAAAUUCCAGCUGCCACCUCCUCCUUUUCCCUCUCUCUCUUUUGUCUAGUAUGACAGAGCCAGACAUUAGAGCUCCGAGCUUUAGGUAAAGGCUUUACCAAAACAGACAGAGCAGAGCUCCUCUGCUCCACACGAAGCUUUGCAGAGAGGAGGUGAAAAGCCCCAACACCCUCCCAAGGUCCACCGGUACCCACCACCCCUUCCCUCUGCCGGUGCAUGCCAUGAGCAGGCUGCAGGUCCUGGGGACACGCAUGUACCCACUGCGGGCAGGCACCCCAAAACGUGGCCAAGGGCACCCAAGGACACCCCAGUUACAGAGGAAAGCACGCUUUUACUGUCCCCUG
Messenger RNA from Pezoporus flaviventris, 1188 nucleotides. RefSeq names its product fibroblast growth factor 1 (gene FGF1). The transcript has 4 exons. Gene Ontology annotation, biological process: positive regulation of cell population proliferation; regulation of cell migration; cell differentiation. Gene Ontology annotation, molecular function: fibroblast growth factor receptor binding; growth factor activity. Bases 344 to 808 code for a protein of 154 amino acids. The record is from RefSeq and is a predicted model, not a curated record. Lineage: Eukaryota; Metazoa; Chordata; Aves; Psittaciformes; Psittacidae. Gene Ontology annotation, cellular component: cytoplasm.